This is a messenger RNA of Penicillium canescens, 3188 nucleotides long. RefSeq names its product ketopantoate reductase family protein. The record is from RefSeq and is a predicted model, not a curated record. The coding region runs from base 144 to 2441 and encodes 765 amino acids. The transcript has 5 exons. Gene Ontology annotation, molecular function: oxidoreductase activity. NCBI's taxonomy places the organism in Eukaryota, Fungi, Ascomycota, Eurotiomycetes, Eurotiales, Aspergillaceae. Gene Ontology annotation, cellular component: cytoplasm.
CCAACUUCCAAGAACGUGGUCCCCCCUCUUCGUCCUUCCUCCCUUUUUGCUUCUUCUCUCCUUCAACUCUUCACAUUGGCCCUCAUCCAACAACUCUUAUAGGCGUCACGCCUUCUCUACCGGGUCACUCCCGCCUUCCCUCGAUGGCUCCUCCUCCACGUUUGCGCAUUCUGUCCGUUGGUGGCAAUGCGAUUUCUGCCUUUCUCUCAUGGCGACUGCAGGCGACAACCUCCUGCGAUGUGACUUUAGUCUGGAAAUCAGGCUUUGACGCUGUAUCACAAUAUGGUGUCUCAUUCAAAUCCAAAGCAUUCGGCAACGAGCGAUUUAAGCCCCGACAUGUCGUCCGCGCCCCCGAAGAAGCAUCCUCUCGCGAAAAUGCCUACGACUAUGUCAUCCUCUGCGUGAAGGCCCUGCCCGAUGUCUACGAUCUGGCCUCGGUGAUCGAAUCCGUGGUUACUCCUCAACACACAUGUAUCCUUGUCAACACCACAAAUACCCUCGGUAUCGAGGCUCAUCUCGAGCAACGGUACCCGACCAACGUCAUCCUUUCUCUGGUUUCCAACGUCGAAAUCUCUCAGACCGGCCCCAGCGAGUUCGAGCACCUGAGCUCGAGCGAGAUCCAUGUGGGCGCAACCAACAAACAAACCUCCAUUCCCACCUCCAUCCAGAAUGACAUGGCAGCGGCAUUGGCGAUGACUCUGAAUUCCGGCCAGGUUGAUUGCAAGGUCUCGGAGAAUAUUCGUCAGGAGCAAUUCGAGCGAAUGAUUGGCCCGAUCGCGUUCCAUCCCGCCAGCGUUCUGUUCGAAACCCCGAACCAUACACAACUUCUCGAGAAAACGGGCGUCCGUCAAGUGGUAACAGGCAUCAUUGAUGAGUUGAUGGAGCUUGCCUCUGCCCAGGGCUGCUCAUUCCCCAGCGAUUUCCGGGAGAAGACGAUCGAAAAGAUGACUGCCACGGAUGCUCCGACCACGAUGUACCAGGAUUUCCAGGCUCGCCGCCCGAUGGAGAUUGAGACUUUCCUCGGAUCCCCGAUCAAGCUGGCCCUCGAGUCCAACACUCGCGUGCCCCGGAUUGAAUCCCUGUACGCAAUGAUGCACCACGCCAAUAUUGUCAACCAAAGCAAGCCCCGGCAGGAAUCCCCGCCUGCAUCAGUGAUGGGCCAGCCGCCUCCACGAUUGUCUUCCGCCCCUCCACAGCAGCGACCCAUGAUGAACGGCGGACCCAUGAACGGCGGACCCCCACCUAUGCGAGCCAGCCGCACACCUUCAGGCAUGGUCAUCCCCCCACAAAGACGUGGCCCGCCCCCAGGCAUGAUGCGUGGACCUCCCCCAGGUGGACCGAUGGCACCCCACAACCGAAUUCCACGCGACCCAUCAUUGGAGGGGCUCGAAGAGUUCAGCCAUUUGGUGGUAUACGACGAGUCCGGCGAGAGUAUCCCACACCAGAAUGGCAAUGGCGCUCUUGAGCCUAACGCGGCACCAGUGUCGGAUAUAGCGUUGCGAGAGCGGGAGUUGGCUCUUCGUCAACGAGAGCUGCAGAUCCGGGAACAGGAGAUGGGCCUGCGCCGGGGUCCUCCUGGCCCUGCACGCCGUGGACCGCCCUCCCGGGCCCCCACAGCAUUUGACGAAGAAGACGAGGAUUACUUUGACCCCAUGGAUACGAUGGCCAUCCCGCACAUCGACCCCGACAGUGUGGACAUGAUGAGUAUGACUUCCCGCCGAGGCCGCAAGGGCCCCAGUCACAGUCAAUUCCGCAAAAACCCCGAGUUUUCCGUGUCCGCCCCUCCCAGCCGUCCCUCCUCAUCAGCCUUCGGGCGCUACUUUGGCAGGAAGCGCGCGAGCGAUCGCGUGAUGCAAGAAAUCCCGGGUCUCCACGAUUCCCUCAUGGACAACCCGAUGAUGAGCUACUCUUCCAACAGAUAUGGUGCCGUUGACCGAAACCAGAUGAAUAUGGACUCGCGAGCCAACUCCCUCACGGCCAGCCACAUGGGUGACUACCCACCGAGGCCCUUCCCGACGAGCCGGCGUAACAGCCAGUCCCCUGGAACUCCCCCUCGGCGGACCCUCAGGGCCCCCGGACCCCAUGGUCCUCCUGGACCAGGCCCCCGGAUGGGUCGGCCCCCAACCGCACAUGACCACAGCUUUGGACCCCCUAAUGGACCUCACGGUCAACCUUCGCCCCCUGGUAACAUGCGAACGCCGGUGCCGCGGUAUCCUCCUGGACAUGGAAACGCGGUAGGGCCGCAGCAAGUUGAACAACACUAUGGGGUGAGCAACACGUUUCCUGCCAAGGGCCCUCUUAAAAACAAAAGUCUGACCGGAAGUGCGAGCGCCAGCGCGGAGAGUGGUGAUAGCGGAGCGAGUGCGAACCUCGACUCUGAGCCUUCAUCUCAUAGCAGUCAGGUCAGCCUGGGCCAGGGAGUCGCAGCACCCGUUCGCUGAACCCGACCCGAUGAUUGACUGAAUUUUAUUGACGUUUCAUUCGGCCUGGACGAACCUCCACCGAACAUUGGUCAUGUUUGGACCAUUUUGCAUCAUGGCGUGUCAAUGCAGCGGGGAUAUCAUUCUUCGGUCCCGAUGGGGGCACCGGUUAAUACUGCUGUUUCGUUUCUUUACAUAUACAUGAGGGACAUAGGGGUCUUCAUUGCGUUUAUUUUCUGUUUCGGAGUGGAUCGGGGUAUGGGUGUGCGCGUUUCGUCUUUUUUCCGAUUUCUCUCUGCAUCGAUACUCAUGUUCGCGGCAUUAUCGAAUUCUAAUGAGGCUGCGCGAGCCAACUCGGGGCAAUUAUCCUUCCUCUCUCACACUCUCUGUUCUAUCUCAUUGUGUCUUUUCACAGCAUGUCGAUAUAGCGUCGUCGGCAAUCUCACCUGCCCAUCUUCUCAUCCCUCUGCAUGACUGUACACUACUCGGGCCGGCGCAUUCCUUUUCUCUGGACUCGUAUACGCCUUUUUGCUUUGUCUGUUUUACCACCAUUUGCUGGGCACUUCCUUCCUUUGCUUUUUCCUUGCCUCAACUAGCCCUCUGAUUUUGACGCAUUCCAAAAGAGCCGGAGGUUCGAUUUAUGUUGAGUCGCCUUCUGGGUCUGCGCUUUGCUGGGCAUUAAUGAGUGUGACUGUUCGGUCUGGACAGACUGUAUCCUUCCGAAUUGAUAGACCUUCCGUUAUAUCACCUACAUUAAGAAUAGAAUAG